AUGGCGGCAAAGAGCAUGUUCAUCCAUGUUAACAACGGUCAGGAUGGCGAACACUACCCGGAGCCCACCAAUGGCGUCUGGUGGGUAGCAGUGUCUACCCCAGGACGCAUGGAUAACCCCGAUAUCAGACACAGAAACGACAGAGAGCUCCUCGAAUAUGUGACCGAUUGCAUCUCAGAUGGUGAUUGCUUCAUCGCCAAUGAGCCCCUGCACCACACCACUGGCGGAUGGCUCUGCAUGCCAGUCCCUAUCAGAGAAGGACAGGACAGAAAGAGCAUCUACGAAGAGGCAGAGUAUCUCGCAGAAUUCUUCUCUAUCCAGAUUGGAUCUCGCAAGAUGCGGGUUGACCGAGAGGCCCUCUGGCAUAGUCAUCCUGGGUUUGAUAUGGAAGACUCGAUGAUUAUCCCUACACAGGUAGUUCUCCCAAGCGAGGACGCGACUAAGGUACGUAAAUACCCGAUCUGCUUUGGUGAUGUACCUCCCCCGGCUCCUGCUACUGACAUUGCUGACCUUACUAACCUUUUACUCACUAUGAAGGUAAGUGACAGAGACACAAAAGUGGCAAAACUUCUUUCUUAUAGUGGAUUCUUGGUUUCUGAAUACGGUAAGCCCCAUCACAAAGAGAACAAAGAGAUAAUGGAGGCUUCGAUUUGGGUUGAGGAGAUGGCUGAAAGACUUCAAGGUCCUCACUCAGAUGACAAGGAAUACGAAGCGUGUCGUACGGAAUUUUGGUCGCGGUGGUCGAAACUAUGGGACCUUCUUCGUGCCGAUGGAGGCGUAGCUUACCCGGAGGUACAAGAGAUCCAUCCAAAGGCUGGCGAAGUAUUGCAAGACUUGACUGACCUUUUUAACAGUAUGCAGGUAGCCGACAGACACCGCCAACCCGCUGAAACCCUUGCUCCUAUCGCAGCCCGCUUCAACGAGGCUGAGCGCAUCCCGCAAUGUAUUGAUAGAUGGGAGGCAAUGACUAAAGCUGUUUAUGAUGGCGAUUUAGAUGACAACGACAUCGAUACGCUCCUGAAUGAGUGUGGAAUUCAGUAUGCGGAAUUAGAUGAUCUCAAUGGUGAUUGCCAGGAUAGGGCCGCUGAACUGAAGGAUGUAGAGAUGGAGGGUCGCUAG
Messenger RNA from Penicillium canescens, 1119 nucleotides. RefSeq lists its product as uncharacterized. NCBI's taxonomy places the organism in Eukaryota, Fungi, Ascomycota, Eurotiomycetes, Eurotiales, Aspergillaceae. The record is from RefSeq and is a predicted model, not a curated record. The coding region runs from base 1 to 1119 and encodes 372 amino acids. The transcript has a single exon.